AUGCUAGGCAUAGAAGACUAUGGCAGCGACGUCGACAGUGAAAACGAAGCACUGCCCACUGCGUCGUUGUCUAAACCAAAAUCACCAGCACUAGCGCCAUCGAAACCCUCAGGCCUCUCCCUCCCUGCACUCAAAUCAUCUGGCUCGUCAAGUUUCUCACUCCCACCACCAACCAAAACAAAACGCACAAAGAAGAUCGAAAUCACGCUCCCCUCACUUCCUUCAAAUGAUUCUGAUACAGACGACCGACCACCAGCCAAGAAACCCCGAAUCACACCUAGCAAAGGGGCAGGCGCGUCAUCCCUUCUCAACAUGCUACCCGCGCCUACCCAGCCUCUGCCCGUCAAACUCAAGAAGGUUGAACGCGUGCUUGGAGGCGGAAACGGUCCAGGGCUACUGUUUCAUGCACCAGUGAGCGUGCAAGAGGAUGGCGAAGGAGAUGGCGAGGAGGCAUCCACGGCUUUCCUACCCCCUUCGCUCAAGAAGGGCAAAUCCAACGUCGACCUAGAUCGUGAGGACCAUAAGCCUCAAGCGCUGUCAAAGGCACCCGCUGUGAACUUCUUCUCUCUUGGCACCUCUUCAAGAACUAAUUCUACAGCGCCCUCUACAUCCACGCCAUCAAGCACAUCUAUACCAACUGUCUCAUCUGCCCCUGAGGUGACCUCGUUCACUCCCCCAACUCCGACACCUACCGAUCCCUACCCUGGAUACUACCUCCUCCCCUCUGGUGCCUGGGCCGCUCACGAUCAAGCAUAUUACGCCACAUUCGUCAAAAAGUGGCAGAAAGAGUAUGACGCCCAGGUCCGUGCGCUCGAGCGAGGUGAGGUGGAAAGAGAGGCAGAAGAAGCGGCGGAGGUCAACAUGCAGACAGAGAUGGAGAAAGCGCGGAAAGAGAUAAAGGAGAGGGAGGACAGGAAGGCUCUUACGGGCAUCAAGACUGGUGAGCCAGAAGGACCACGGAUGAACAUACAGGGCGCAAAACUGGGCUCGACAGCCCGUUCACGACAUCAAUUGACGACGCUCCUCACAGAUGCUUACCACAAUCGGGAGGCACUGGAGGAGAAGAUCGCACAGGCACGCAGGAACAGGAAAGAGGCAGGGAACAAGUAUGGUGAGUGUCUUUUCCCCUGUGGCCUCUCCGUUACAUAUCACUUCAAUCUUCCAGGUUUCUAG
Molecule: messenger RNA, 1173 nt
Organism: Suillus bovinus
Lineage: Eukaryota; Fungi; Basidiomycota; Agaricomycetes; Boletales; Suillaceae
Product: mitotic checkpoint regulator, MAD2B-interacting-domain-containing protein
Exons: 3
Coding region: 1-1173 (390 amino acids)
Cellular component (GO): nucleus
Source: RefSeq, a predicted model, not a curated record